Messenger RNA from Seminavis robusta, 1041 nucleotides. Lineage: Eukaryota; Bacillariophyta; Bacillariophyceae; Naviculales; Naviculaceae. The record is from the annotation of a GenBank genome assembly.
AUGACGGAGAGCGGCGAAAAGAAUCCUGGUAUUGAGGCUCAGCGGGCCAAGAUGUCCUUCCUCUUCCGUGAGGAUGUGGCGCCUGGUCUGAGGUUGGAAAUGGACCUGAACAAGAUCCUGUUCACAUCGGAAUCAGAAUUUCAGCAAAUCGAUGUAGUGGAAACCUUCUUUGGAAAGACCCUGGUCACGGAUGGCAAGACACAGAGUUCUCAGAUGGACGAGUUUGCCUACCAUGAGUCUCUUGUCCAUCCUUCUAUGUUGAGGUCUGCUUUGUCUGGCACUCCUCCAAAGACUGUCUUUAUUGGCGGAGGUGGUGAGCUUGCCACAGCCCGAGAAGUCUUGCGUCACAAGUCGAUUGAACGCUGUGUGAUGGUGGAUAUUGAUGGCAAAGUUAUUGAGGUUUGCAAAAAGUUCCUAGCGGAAUGGGGUGGGGAGACUGUAACAUCCGACAAACGAUUUGAAUUGGUUGUUGGCGAUGCUCACAAGUGGAUGAUGGAGACACAAGAAACUUUUGAUGUGAUUAUCAUGGAUAUUUCCGAUCCCAUUGAAGCUGGACCAGGCAUUAUGCUCUACACUAAAGAGUUCUACGAACAUGCUUUGACUCGCCUGAACCCAAAUGGUGUCUUUGUCACACAGUCGGGAACGGCCGAUGCUGUCCCAGCAAAACACCAAGGAGCAGGUGAAACCGAUACUUCCUGUUAUGGACCAAUCAACAAUACCCUUCGCACCGUCUUUGACUGCGUCGUACCCUAUUCCACAAACAUUCCCAGCUUUGGUGGCGACUGGGGUUUCAUUAUGGCAUUCCAAGCCCCGGCUGGUUGUGAGGACAAGGCACUUGUCGAGAAGGAAUGGAAAUUUCCUGCCAGCACGGACGUUAUCGAUAAUCUCGUCGAGCAACAAAUUGAAGGUGGCGCCGACAAGCUUGGUCUGUACGAUGGUGUGUCUCACAUGUCCAUGUUCGCAUUGACCAAGGCGCUAAGGAAUCUCCUCAAGAACGACACCCGUGUCAUGACACGCGACAACCCAGUUUUCAUGUAUUAA